Messenger RNA from Myotis davidii, 1386 nucleotides. RefSeq names its product polymerase (RNA) III (DNA directed) polypeptide D, 44kDa (gene POLR3D). The coding region runs from base 170 to 1366 and encodes 398 amino acids. Gene Ontology annotation, biological process: transcription by RNA polymerase III. NCBI's taxonomy places the organism in Eukaryota, Metazoa, Chordata, Mammalia, Chiroptera, Vespertilionidae. The record is from RefSeq and is a predicted model, not a curated record. The transcript is spliced from 9 exons. Gene Ontology annotation, molecular function: DNA binding. Gene Ontology annotation, cellular component: RNA polymerase III complex.
ACCUCACUUCCGCCCUGCGGCAAGAUGGCGGCGCCCGGGCCCCGCCACGCAGACUUCCGCCUCACGCCGAGACCUAGGGUCGGCCGCGGGCCGCGCCGGAGUUGAAGUCGCGACCAGCACGGCGUGGAGUCGAGACCCGCACGGCGUGGGGUCGGCGGGGGCUGGCAGCAUGUCGGGAGGAAAGGCCGCGGGCGAGCCCAGCGCUCCAGGAGCGCCCCGCUCCCUCCUCUCUGGCGCCCGGGGGCUUAUUGGACAGCGGCCGGCGCCACACAUCACCCCGGGCCGCCUUCCCUCCAUCCGCUCCCGGGAUCUCACCCUCGGGGGAGUCAAGAAGAAAACCUUCACCCCAAAUAUCAUCAGUCGGAAGAUCAAGGAAGAACCCAAGGAAGAAGUAACCAUUAAGAAGGAGAAGCGUGAAAGGGAUAGAGACCGACAGCGAGAGGGUCAUGGACGGGGCCGGGGGCGACCAGAAGUGAUCCAGUCCCAUUCCAUCUUUGAGCAGGGCCCCGCUGAAAUGAUGAAGAAAAAGGGGAACUGGGAUAAGACAGUGGAUGUGUCGGACAUGGGGCCCUCUCAUAUCAUCAACAUCAAAAAAGAGAAGAGAGAGACAGACGAAGAAACAAAACAGAUCCUGCGCAUGCUGGAGAAGGAUGAUUUCAUCGAUGACCCUGGGCUGAGGAAUGACACUCGAAACAUGCCUGUACAGCUGCCUCUGGCUCACUCUGGGUGGUUGUUUAAGGAAGAGAAUGAAGAACCAGAUGUUAAACCUUGGCUGGCUGGCCCCAAGGAAGAAGACAUGGAGGUGGAUGUGCCUGUUGUGAAAGUAAAAGAGGAGCCACGAGACGAGGAGGAGGAGGCCAAGAUGAAGGCUCCUCCCAGAGCAGCCAGAAAGACCCCGGGCCUCCCAAAGGACGUAUCUGUGGCAGAGCUGCUCAGGGAGCUGAGCCUUACGCAGGAGGAAGAGCUGCUGUUCCUCCAGCUGCCAGACACGCUCCCUGGCCAGCCGCCAACUCAGGACAUCAAGCCUAUCAAGACAGAGGUGCAGAGUGAGGAUGGACAGAUGGUGCUCGUGAAGCAGGAGAAAGACCGGGAAGCCAGGCUGGCAGAGAAUGCUUGUACCCUGGCUGACCUGACAGAGGGUCAGGUUGGCAAGCUGCUCAUCCGCAAGUCAGGAAAGGUACAGCUCCUCCUGGGCAAGGUGACUCUGGAUGUAACAAUGGGAACCGCCUGCUCUUUUCUGCAGGAGCUGGUGUCCGUGGGCCUUGGAGACAGUAGGACGGGGGACAUGACAGUCCUAGGACACGUAAAGCACAAACUUGUAUGUUCCCCCAAUUUUGAAUCCCUCUUGGAUCACAAACACCGGUAAAAUGAGCAGAUGGAGGAUGA